AUGUCAAAACAAACACAAUGUGUACAUAUUGAAAAUUGUAAUAUAAAUUAUGAAUCAAUUGAUAUUCAAUUAUAUGAUAAUGAAAAUAUAACAAUACCAAAUUGUUAUAAAUGUUCAAGUCAAGAUAAUAUUUUAAUUUGUUUAGAAUGUGGAAUUGUUGUUUGUAUGGAAGAUUGUAAAUUACAUUCCAAUCAUUCAAUUUUUAAAAUAUUUCAUGGUGAUGAUAAAACAUUAUGGUGUAAUGAUUGUAAUGAAUUAAUUAAAGAAUCAACAAUGAUUGAAAAAUGCACCAAAAAUAGUGAUUUAAUAAAUAAAAAAUUAAAAGAUAUUGAAAAUUUAUUCAAAGUAAUGAAAUUAUUCAUUUAUUAUGAUCAAAGAAAUUUAAAAUAUAAUAAAAAUUUCGACUCAAUUGAUAAUUCAAUUAAAGAUAUUAUAAAGAAUAGUAAUAUCAUUAAAAAUGAAAUUAAAAUUGAAAAUGAAAUUGAAAUUGAAAAUAAUAAAAUUAAAGAAUUUAUAAAAUUAAUUAAAAAUGAUAAAUGUAAGAAUAUUAUUGUAUUGACAGGAGCUGGAAUUUCAGUUGCGAGUGGUAUACCAGAUUUUAGAUCAGUUGAAACUGGUUUAUAUAAUAAUGAAAAUGUUUCAAAAUUUAAAUUACCAUUUAAAGAGGCAGUGUUUGAUAUUGAUUAUUUUAAAUUCAAUCCUGAACCAUUUUAUCAACUUUCAAAAGACCUCUACCCAUCGGGUAAAUUUAAAUGUACACCAGUUCAUUAUUUUAUUAAACUUUUAUCAGAUAAAGGAUUACUGUUAAGGAAUUAUGCACAAAAUGCUGACACACUUGAAAGAAUAGCUGGUAUACCAUUGGAUAAAUUAAUUGAAGCUCAUGGUUCUUUUGCAGUUUCAAGAUGUACAAAUUGUGGUUUAGAAUAUUCUCAAGAAUAUAUUAAAGAUUCAAUUUUCAAUAAUGAUCCUUUGAAAAGUGUUGUACCACGUUGUAAAGUGGUUCAAUGUAAUAAUGCUGUAAUUAAACCUGAUAUUGUUUUCUUUGGUGAAUCUUUACCACCAAUAUUUAAUCAAAAUAUACUUGACGAUAUUAAUAGAUGUGAUUGUCUAAUUGUGAUUGGUACCUCUUUAAAAGUUCAACCAAUUGCAUCAAUGGUUCAUUUCUUUCCUCAUUUUAAAAAUAUCCCAAGAUUAUUAAUAAAUAAUCAAAUUGUUGGUGAAAAUAGUUUUGGUGGUUUCAAUUUUAAUAAUAAUAAAAAUUUUGAUUUCAAAAUGAUUGGUGAUUGUCAAGAAUCAGUUCUCAACCUAUCAAAACUAUUAAAUUGGGACACUGAAUUAUUAAAUCUAAUCAAUUCUAAAAACCAUAAUUAA
This is a messenger RNA of Dictyostelium discoideum AX4, 1371 nucleotides long. It is a transcript of the gene sir2C, whose product is annotated as NAD(+)-dependent deacetylase, silent information regulator protein family protein. The transcript is spliced from 2 exons. The record is from RefSeq and is a predicted model, not a curated record. Bases 1 to 1371 code for a protein of 456 amino acids. Gene Ontology annotation, molecular function: NAD+ binding; NAD-dependent protein lysine deacetylase activity. NCBI's taxonomy places the organism in Eukaryota, Evosea, Eumycetozoa, Dictyosteliales, Dictyosteliaceae.